Penicillium odoratum is the source of this 1341-nucleotide messenger RNA. RefSeq names its product GPI-anchored beta-1,3-endoglucanase EglC (gene bgt2). Gene Ontology annotation, molecular function: glucan endo-1,3-beta-D-glucosidase activity; 1,3-beta-glucanosyltransferase activity. Gene Ontology annotation, biological process: carbohydrate metabolic process; cell wall organization. The record is from RefSeq and is a predicted model, not a curated record. The coding region runs from base 1 to 1341 and encodes 446 amino acids. Lineage: Eukaryota; Fungi; Ascomycota; Eurotiomycetes; Eurotiales; Aspergillaceae. The transcript has a single exon. Gene Ontology annotation, cellular component: extracellular region; fungal-type cell wall; cell surface.
AUGCAGAUGAAGCAGAUUCUCGCCCUGGCCGUGUCCAUCGCAUCGGCUGAGGCUGCCUACAAGGGUUUCAACUAUGGCUCCACCAACGAGGAUGGUACCACCCGCUACAAGGCCGACUUCGUCUCUCAGUUCAAGAACGCCAAGAACCUGGUUGGCACAUCCGGCUUCACCAGCGCUCGUCUUUACACUAUGAUUCAGGGUGGUACCACCAACACCCCCAUUGAGGCCAUCGAGGCCGCCAUUGAGGAGGAAGUCACCCUGCUUCUGGGUCUCUGGACUUCCGGUGGUGGUGUCGACAACGAGAUUGCUGCCCUCAAGUCCGCCAUCAGCACAUACGGUGAAUCCUUCUCCAAGCUUGUCGUCGGUAUCUCCGUCGGUAGUGAGGAUCUCUACCGUAACUCGGUCACUGGUGUUACGAACGAUGACGGUGUUGGCAUGAACCCUGAUGACCUGGUCUCCGCUAUCGAGUCCGUCAAGUCCGCCAUCUCCGGCACCGUCCUGAGCAGUGCUAGCAUUGGUCACGUCGACACCUGGGACGCCUGGACCAACACCUCCAACUCCGCUGUCAUUGAGAAGAUCGACUGGCUCGGCUUCGACACUUACCCCUUCUGGCAGUACACCGAUGGUAACUCCAUCGAUAAUGCCGCCAACCUGUUCGAUGAGGCCCUCGCCAAGACCAAGGCUGUCUCUGACGGAAAGGAGAUUUGGAUUACCGAGACCGGCUGGCCCGUUACCGGUGCCGAUGAGGGUGAGGCUGUUGCUUCCACCGCCAACGCCAAGAAGUAUUGGGAUGCUGUCGGUUGCUCUCUCUUCGGCACCACCAACACCUGGUGGUACACCCAGCAGGACUACGGUGCCAGCCCCAGCUUCGGUAUCGUCGGCGAGACCUUGAGCACCACUCCCCUCUUCGAUCUCACCUGCUCCAACUCCUCCAGCACCAGCACCAGCACUAGCAGCUCUGCCUCCGCCACCUCUACUGGAAAGUCCUCUGCCAAGUCCACCUCUGGAAAGUCUUCUGGUUCAGGUUCGAGCUCUUCCGGCUUCUCUGUCGGUCGCCACGGUAUUAACGGUACAGCAGCUGCCUCUGGAUUCCGUUCUGCUACCGCUUCUUCUUCCAUUGCCACUGCUUCCGCCGGCGCUAGCUCUGGCUCCAGCUCCAGCUCUGGCUCUGGCUCUGGCUCUGGCUCCAGCUCUUCCGGUUCCAGCUCUGGCUCCAGCUCGGGUUCCACCACCGGCAGCGCCGCCUCUGCCUCCUCCACUGCCUACAGCGCUGCCACCCGCCCCGCUGGCUCCAUCUUCGGUGCCAUCGUCGCUGCCCUCGCUCUCGCGAUCGCUGUUUAA